GAAUGUCCUUCCAGCUGAGUGGAGCACAGCCCAGCCAAUCGGCUGCCUCCCUCUCCGCUUUGUCAUCAGGAUCUGAUUGAGGAAGGAUUUGCUUUCCUGCUCAGUAUUUGGAAGGCAGAUAAAAUGCCAGGUUUGGUUUGCCUCUAGGGAUAACCUUCCUCCCUUAUAAUGUGAAUGAACAGCAUCUCAGCUUGGGGGAUACGCAUACAAUUCACUAGCAGGCUCAAGAAAACCAGCGUAGGCCUAUUCGUCGUCUUCUUUUUUUUUUCAGUGGUUUUGGGUUAUUGUCAUCCCCCCUCCCCUCUCCUCUCCAUCCUUCUGUGCUUUUUUUUUCAGUUUUAUGUCAUUUUUUUUUCAUUUGGCAAGGGGUGCUUCUUGGAAUAUUAAACCUCCAUGUACGACAAUUUGUACCUGCAUGGAUUCGAAGACUCGGAGGCGGGUUCAGCAGACUCCUACACUAGCAGGCCGUCUGAUUCCGAUGUCUCUCUGGAAGAGGACCGGGAGGGAGUCGGGCAGGAGCGAGAGCAGCAGGCGGCACUGCAGUUGGAAAGGGCCAAGGCCAAGGCGGUAGCGUUCGCAGUGAAGACCAAUGUGAGUUACUGCGGCGCCCUGGACGAGGAUGUACCGGUAGCAGGCACUGGCAUUUCCUUCGAUGCCAAGGACUUUCUACACAUUAAAGAGAAGUACAACAAUGACUGGUGGAUAGGACGCCUGGUGAAGGAGGGCUGUGAGAUUGGAUUUAUACCAAGCCCCCUCAAACUGGAGAACAUCCGAAUCCAGCAGGAACAGAAAAGGGGGCGCUUCCACGGUAAGUCCAGUGGAAAUUCCUCUUCAAGUCUAGGAGAGAUGGUCUCUGGCACGUUCAGAGCUACACCCCCCUCCGCAGCAAAGCAGAAACAGAAAGUGACAGAGCACGUUCCUCCAUAUGACGUGGUUCCCUCCAUGAGGCCCGUGGUUCUGGUCGGCCCAUCAUUGAAAGGAUAUGAGGUGACAGACAUGAUGCAGAAAGCUCUCUUUGACUUCUUGAAGCACAGGUUUGAUGGAAGGAUAUCUAUCACAAGAGUCACUGCAGACAUUUCUCUCGCCAAGCGGUCUGUGCUCAAUAACCCCAGCAAGAGAGCCAUCAUUGAGCGCUCAAACACCAGGUCUAGUUUAGCUGAGGUGCAGAGUGAAAUAGAAAGAAUUUUCGAGUUGGCACGGUCGCUCCAGUUAGUAGUUCUGGAUGCUGAUACCAUAAACCACCCAGCACAGCUUAUCAAGACAUCUUUAGCACCUCUUAUCGUCCAUGUCAAAGUGUCAUCACCAAAGGUUCUGCAGAGAUUGAUAAAAUCCAGAGGGAAAUCCCAAAGCAAACAUCUGAAUGUCCAGUUGGUGGCCGCUGACAAGCUAGCACAGUGCCCUCCGGAAAUGUUUGAUAUCAUUUUGGAUGAGAACCAGCUGGAAGAUGCUUGUGAACACUUGGCCGAGUACCUGGAGGCCUAUUGGCGUGCCACGCAUGCCCCCAGUAGCACUCCCAUGAAUCCUCUGCUGGGACGGAACCUGGGCUCCACGGCGCUCUCCCCGUACCCUGCAGCUAUCUCUGGGUUACAGGGUCAAAGAAUGAGGCACAACAACCAUUCUGGAGACCACUCCCCAAUUGAGCGUCGGAGCCUGAUGACCUCGGACGAGAACUACCACAGCGAGAGGGCAAGAAAGAGCCGGAACCGCCUGUCGUCAGGCUCCCAGCACAGCCGGGACCACUACCCGCUGGUGGAAGAAGAGUACGACUACCAGGACACGUACAAACCACACCGCACCCGCGGCUCUCCUGGCGGCUACAGCCACGACUCAAGGCACAGGCUUUGAGUUUACAGGAAACCUGAUAGGCCUCUCCUCUCCACAACCCAGUACUGAAGAACUAAGACAGUCCUGUCCAAAUCAUGUGACUUUGCCAAGUGUAAUACCUCGUUUCCCUCUGACACUGGCUCAUCUAGACACGUGAUUGACCUGUGGACAAAUCCAAGAAUACCAGUUUCGGUUGAGUUACACAUGGGAGCCAGAAAUUUCUAUCCCUGGCUUUUGGGUGUCCUGGAAAUAAAAUUGUCUGUUGUGUUGUGUUGGCUUGUAACAAAAGUCACAAAUGACAGUUCCAGGUUUGUUUUGCAGAGCUAAACGCUCUGGAAUUCCAUUGUAGCCAGCGCUCGGCUGGGGUUAAAAACAAGGCCAAACGGACCUGUGAUCCAACACAUUGAGCCAGUGCCAGUGUGAUGGAAAAGCUCCAACACAGAUGCAAAACGGGGUAUAACACAAUCUUAACAUCCUUAAUUGAUUUAAAGUUCUCUUCAAUUGAAGUUUAGUAUUCUCUGUAAUCUGUAAGGCAAAGCUUGCCAAACCUUUGAAUGAACUGUAAGGGGUUUUGACCCUUCCCUUUUCCCCCCACCCCUAUACUUUCUACUAUUGAAUAUAUCAGUGCCAUUUGGCAUGUUACUAUUAUCGGGCUUUAGAAACACUGUUUGUUCCCACAGGAAAACGGAACACAGCCUGCCAUCUACAGUAAUCCAAGUGCCAAGCACUUGAACCAGCAUAUGCUUUGUUUUGUUACAGCCAGCUGGUGGACAGUGCUAUGUCCCAAGCAAAACCCAAUGCGUCCAGACCUUCACCUUCUAUAAUACGUUAAAUAGGAGGAUUAACAUACAAGCUGUUGGACAGCCCUUCUGUAUGAUGUAGAAUUUUUAUUUAGAUCGAUUCAAUUUCGUUGGACGGAUUUGGAUGGAAACAGUAGUCACUAAAAGUUGAAGGUGGAUCCAGAGUUGACGUUGGAGGUGCGGUGCUGACGUGUAACGCCAUGAUUCAUGCCUCCCUGUGGAUUGAUGUCAUUUGCAUCGCAUUCUUUCUCUUCGUAGCUGCCAAGUGUCCUGCGCUGCAGUGCAGGUUUGUUUUUUAUGAAUGAAAACCCGGUUUGACUAGACUGGAGGAAGUUGUUGCUUGCCUCAAGGCUGCGGGGAAUUAACCUACAUAAAUAUUAGAAGGGGUGUUCAGUAUAGAUAGCAUGAAUUUGGGAAGAUGGGGAGAUCUUCCCGUAGAAUGUAGACUAGUUCAAACCACUAAGGCUAGAUUAGUUUUUGGUCUCUGUUCACAUUGAUGCCAACAAACUUUGGACUUUGUACAGUAUGCCGUUUCUGCUUGCCUGCUGUAAGGGUUCAGGGGAAACAGGUCGUGACCCCAGCGUGCACCCUAGGCUCCGAGGAGCCACAUAGAGUACAGUACACUUAGGCUGUGAUGUCAGUCCUUUCCUAUGGUUGAUGCUGCUUAUUGUCUGUAAGACCUAAAAGCAAGGGUGUGAACAUUUCCUGCUUUAACCCUCAGAUGGUCAACCUUAUUGUAAAAAUGAAUUGGCCAGUACAGUAGAGGAUAUUGGGAGUCUGUAGGUUGAUGUCCAAGAGUUAAAGGGUUAACAAACACUCCUUGACUUCAUUGUUGCUGCCUCCUGUGCAUAUGGUGCUGUUGUACAUUUCUACUCAAACACAAUUCUUUUUUGUAUUUUAUAGUCGCAUUCCCUGGGUCAUUAAUCAGUUGCGAGAUUACUCCCUACUUGCCUGCCUCCUGGCCUGUUUUCUAAGGCCAUAUCAUUUGAAGGCCAUGUUGCAGCGUGUUUUUCUGUUUGUUUCUCAGUUUCCACAAUGGUGGAUAAUGAAGAUGCAGGGGCACGGGAACUAGGGGUGCCGGGGGUGCAGCACCUCCUGGCUUGAAGUACAGGGGUGCUGUGCACCUGCUGGUGUAAUGAUAAAUCCUGCUAGUUUCAUUAAUCUUAUAUGCUGUGUGUGCAGUGCACUGUGCCCUCCUGGAUUGCUUUUGAACACGAGAGUCGGUUAAUAGUUGGAACCCAUGAGAAGCCUGUACACAGUAGAACAGUGAUUGAAAAUGUCCCAGAAAAAGAAUAUCGCCUUUGUAAAUUCUCAGUGGCACCUCCUGCUAAAAUCAACUCGUCACAAACGCAGCUAACCGUGGGGUUGCUGCUUUGUGGAGCAAUACUCAAAAGACACGACACAGUGAGAUUCUGACUGUCGUUGUCUAUGACUACUGUAAAUAAAAUACAGCUGCUCCACCUGUUUUUACAAGUAAACAUUUCUAAAUUGCAGAAUUUAAGUGCAUCAUAACAGUAUACUCUGCUUCUUUGUUUGCUCUGAAAGUUUUACGGUAAGCAUGUUGUAAGCAUUGUAGCAAGGACUGUGGUUUAAAGCAUUUUUUACUUCAGUAGAUAAAAAGGUGUUGGUGUCGAUGCUGCUUCGUUUUACUACCAUGUUUAACAUGACAGCAACCCAAUGCGUGGCUUCCAUCUUAUGCAGGGGUUACUGUUUUAUUUCAAACAGGCUUUCAGCAUUCCCACUAUAAAAAUGGACGGCAGAUGUGUGUGAAUGCAGUGUUUUAAAAGCCAGGAAGUGUUUGAAAAAGCUUUAAAGGUGGCAAGGGACAUCCAUUGCUUGAAAUUGGCCAACGCAUGAAGCAAAGCAUUCAGUCAACACUAUCUCAAGUCGAAUUGAUGUGCAUCGCUGUAUUGCAGCAGUGUUUGUGUUUCCUGUUCUGACAGAACCCCUUUCUUUAUCACAGUUUCCUUUACAGUUGUCUUUUUUUUUGUGUCUCUUUUUGAAAAGCCUUGUUGAAAAGUCUUCCAUGUCAUGUCAAGAGAAAUAGUCUGUAGACAGAACAGCAGCAACCCAAACCUGAAUGAUAUCACUUCCCUCCCCUGUAAUAGGCUAAUGUGACUACUUGUCAGCUUUACUAUUGUAAGUGUCUGUUGAAAUGCAUUUAAAAGGUGAUGUUAGAGAUACAGGCUUUUAAUUAAGGUAAAACAAUUGAUGUAUGCAGAGUUGCCCAAAUUGCUGGAUUUACCCACCUGCUCCUAGUCUUAUCUAACCUUUAUUCUUUAUCUGCAUACUGUACAGUAUUGAUCCCAGGCCAAAGGAAUUCAACUGUGGUGAAAUAAUUCUCCAAUACAAUUUAGCGCAGGUGAAGUAACUUCACUCUUAGUUUCUUGAGCUUGUGUUAAAGCCACAUUAGAUGAGCCUGUAUUAUUAAUUGCGCUGUCAAUGCUUUUUAGACUUGCUUUUUCUCUGCUUUUGCUUGUUAUUUGCAAUCUUUUCUUGCCAGCUUCUAAUUACAGCUGCCAAAACUGAACGACCAAUGCAGAAAGAUGCUGCCUUAAUCUAUGUGCAACUUGACUGGAAUGUAUUUGGACACCUGGUUUGUCUGGCUGCAGGAGGAUUGGUAUUGUUGACUGAGGGGUUUAACACCCUGUGUAUCUUUGCAUGUAUUUUGGUACAACAUAUUUCUUGCGCAACGUUACGUGAAGUUAUAAACUGCUUGAUUAAGUACUUUGGGUUUAAUUAUUUAAGGGGAUGAAACAUCUAGUAUCCAGAAUAAUAACCAAGGGAUAGGAAGGUGAAAGGACGGCAACGAUGCGUAUUCAAAACCAGGAGGAGCACCCUGUGUUUUGCUUAAAUUGCCAGACCACCAUGCCUUCAAGAAAAAAAUGCAUUUUAGGAAUAGCUUCAUUAAUAUGCCACAGUAAGCAUGUUUUGCAAGGUUCUGAAGGGAGGUUUAAAGUUACCAGUGUCCCUUAAUUUCUAGAUGCUUGUUUCCUGACCUGGGAUGGAAGUACAGUUUGUAGUGUUUAUCACAAAUCAUAUUCAUGUGACAAUCAGAGGCAGCUCAGCAACAUAUAUCCAUUGUGAAUGACGCCCAAGGAACACUCCAGAAUGAUCCAGUAUGGAAUAUUAACAGGUCUGUUAUUGCAAGAGGAUUAUAGCAGCUCUGUUUUAAAUAUACAAGACCUGUUUCUUUACAUUUUGGGUAUCUGAUAACACAUGUGCAGAAUGAGACAUGUUUGAUCCACACUGUUUCUUACUGAGAUUGUCAUAAUAAUCGCCUGUGUACAGAAGGUGGGUAAGAUGUGAUAUGCUUCUUCAAUCGAAAUAUUUUUGGAUGCAGUGAUUUGCACUGCAAACGCCUUGUUAGAGCAGUAUGGUUUUGUGUCAGCAAGCUUGCAGUAAAUCCUUUAGAUGUUCUUUUUAAACUGUUUUAGAUUUUGCUUUUUAAACUGUUUGGCAUAACUGAAGUAGCAAUGUUUGUCACUUACCUGUAUGCCUUCUAUUUUAAAACCAUGCACACUGCUACCAAACCCUUGCAUUCAUCGCCUGCACACAUGAUUAUUUUGGGGCUGCUAUAAAAUAUACAGUGUAAUUUCCCUUGUAAUACAAUGAUAAAUGUUAUUUUUAUUUAUUUAUUUAUUUUUCUUCACCAAACAAUUCUGAAAUGUGGAUAAAGAGCACAUUCUGGAGUAUGGAUUGCACAAUGGCGACAGCACAAAGAUAGAAUAGAGAGUAGUUUGCCUGGGUUGAUUUUGGUAACAAAUAAAUAUUUAUAGAAAUGGAAAUAAGCUGUGUGUGUCCAUUAGACAUUAGAUCAACGCGUAAUAUUUCUCUAGUCAAGCUCAAGGCAUUUCUCUUGAAAUGCGUAUUUUCUGUAAGCCUUAACUCUGAUUUACAUCUGCAUGAUGAAUAGAAAUACACGUAUAUAUAUACAUAUAUAUCAAUUUAAAUUAUUGCACCCCCCUUUCCUAUCUUAAGUGUGCCGGUGCUAUAUGUUUGAAGCAGGUAGUUUCUAAAGGAAAUCACUUGCUUAUGUUUGAAAGUCCUGCUGUGAGGUGGUGCUGCAUCCACUUGGUAAGGAAACGUUUGCAGACUUGUUAUUAUCUGAUAUAGAUAGAUUAUUUUUGUUUUUGGUUUAUUGUUUUUUGUAGUGGUCAAAGCUUUUCACUGGGUGCGUAUUUAAAUUGCCACUGACCGUUCAAUAAUUCCUGCUUGAAUUUUUUGACAUCGGUUCAUGUUGUGUAUAUCAGAGCUAAUGCUCCCAGCACUGCAUUGUUGCCAGCUGAUUAUUGCUGACCUGGAUGCUACUCCAUUUGCCUAAUGAUGCUUGGCACCAGGGACUGAGCUAAAAGCUAAUACAGAUUUUGCUUUUGCAAACCUAAACAAAACAUAUAUUAUUAAAUGAUUGACUGUUCUACAUCCAGUGUGUAUACUUACAACGGAAUCAGACAUGCAGCAGUUUAUAACUGCACCAUGGUGUAAUUCACCUUGUUAAUCCCCUUAUUUUGAUUUAGACUACACUUGUGCAAGACAGCUAUAUCCAAUGGGUAACACAAUGUACCUGUUGCAAUGUGUCCAUAGAUAAUUGUUUUACACAUUCUUGGGUACAAGUUAUCAAGGAUGAAAGGUUUUGGGACUCUAAUGGUUGUGUGUGUUAAGUACUAUAUAGUGUAUGGCUCUGUCUCUCUGAAUGCCAGAAUGGUAGAAGUGAGUGUGAACCUGGCAUCUGGCCCAGUUUCACUCGGUAGAAUGUUUUCUUUACUUUUGUCUUACUCUUUAACACACACAAAAAAACCCCAAAACAAGUUGGACCCCGUAAUUCAGGUAUUGCUUAGAGUUACGAAAAGAACCGAAUUGGACAAGGCUCCCCUUCGGGACAAAAGUUAUUUGGCUUUUCUGAGACUGUUUCCAUCUGGGAGAGGAUUGCUCUGAUGCUUGGUGGUCUCAGCUCUUAAGAGGGGAGUUGGUGGGUUGAGUACAAGUAACCAGAGUCUGCAUGUGGUGCACUGUUUGUUCAGGCCCAGUCCUUGGCUUAACCAGGCCACUGCAAAAAAAAAAAAAAAAAAAACAACAAAAAAAAAAAAAAACAAGUGACUGUUUACAUACUACUAAUAUAUUUUCUUUCUUUCUUUACUUGCAGCACUUGCAUUGCAUUACCAGCUCUCGAAAGGUUAAUGAAUCAGGCAA
Molecule: messenger RNA, 7814 nt
Organism: Polyodon spathula (Mississippi paddlefish)
Lineage: Eukaryota; Metazoa; Chordata; Actinopteri; Acipenseriformes; Polyodontidae
Product: voltage-dependent L-type calcium channel subunit beta-4-like
Exons: 13
Coding region: 394-1845 (483 amino acids)
Biological process (GO): chemical synaptic transmission; neuromuscular junction development; calcium ion transmembrane transport
Cellular component (GO): voltage-gated calcium channel complex
Molecular function (GO): protein binding; high voltage-gated calcium channel activity
Source: RefSeq, a predicted model, not a curated record